This is a messenger RNA of Austrofundulus limnaeus, 2030 nucleotides long. It is a transcript of the gene znf644a, whose product is annotated as zinc finger protein 644a. The record is from RefSeq and is a predicted model, not a curated record. Gene Ontology annotation, cellular component: nucleus. Gene Ontology annotation, biological process: regulation of transcription by RNA polymerase II. Gene Ontology annotation, molecular function: DNA-binding transcription factor activity, RNA polymerase II-specific; RNA polymerase II cis-regulatory region sequence-specific DNA binding. NCBI's taxonomy places the organism in Eukaryota, Metazoa, Chordata, Actinopteri, Cyprinodontiformes, Rivulidae.
GCUUUACAGGCUUCCAGGAAACUGUUUGAGAAAAUAAAGACAGAAGAACAAGAGCAGAAUGACCCUGAAAUYAAAGAAGAAUCCAUUGAAACUGARGUAUUUCAAGAAACCUUUGAGUCCCACUCCCACCAAAUACCGUUUGGAGAAUCCCCAACAGAUGAUUUGUUAGAACUGGAAGCRGACCAGAAAAACUGUCCAUACUGCCCUGCUAUUUUUGAGUCUGGUGUUGGACUGUCCAAUCAYGUGCGAGGACAUCUUCAUAGGGUUGGAUUGAGCUAUGAGGAACGCCAUGCUGUGCCUCCUGAGCAGGUGGCUGACCAAGACAGGCGGCCACGUAUUCGACGGAGGUUUUUAGCUAUUCGCCGAUUGAGAAAAGCACUACAGCUAGACACGGAUUCUGAGACGGUGACGAGCAUUCACUCAUGUCCACUUUGUGGGGACUCAUUUGAUAACAGAACUGGGCAGUCCAACCACAUACGAGGCCACCUGAAAAAGCUUGGGAGAAGUUUUUCUGAAAAGAGCAAGUCCCCAAUCAUUUUACURCGCGAGUUGAUGCGUGACAAAAAGGAGUUCCAGCGAGCCGUUCAGAUCCUGGGAAGAAGACGGAACCAUUUCCAUUACGGUGCUUUGCCAAAGCUACCCACCGCUAAUCGCUACACCUCUUCUCAGACCGGCUUCCCAAAAAGUCAUUCUGUCGCAAGYGUUUGCACUGAUCCAAAACCACUGAUGACCACGUUUUCUUUAGAAGCAAGUACAUCUGAAAAUGAGCAACAGGAUAAGCUGGAUGUUAAAAACUCUCUCUCAGGCACAACUGCCUUAAUAGGAAUUCUGAAGAGGAGAAAGUGUCAGGAAGACACCAGAUUCAAAGGAUCCUCUCAGACGUCGARAAACGAGUUGACAGUUUUUACAAACAGUGAGCACAGUUCAGGAUCAAGAGUUGCAUCUUUACUGCCAAACUCAGGAUCAGAAACUGGCGAAUUCAAGAGGAAAAUGUGCAUUCAUUGCAAUGCAACUUUCGAGAGUGGAGUUAGCCUGUCCAAUCAUCUGCGGGCAUAUGCAAAACGACAAAGAAUGGCCCUACUCGAGGGAACCACCAUUCAGUGUAAAGCGGUGAGGCAACGCUCAAGGCCCGGCUUAAAGAAGAAGACACUGCCCUUAACCCAAACUCCGGAGGACAUGUACAGGCUCACCUGCAGGUUCUGUGACCUCGUCUUCCAGGGUCCACUGUCAGUCCAGGAGGAUUGGAUUAAACAUUUACAGAGACACAUAAUGAACACUGGGGUCCCUCGCACUGGACUAGGCAUGGUGGAGGUCACCUCAACGGCCACAAACCCCCCGAUCCUCAAGCUGGAUCGUGACAGCUUGUCGACAGUCGCAGAUGAUGACUCAUGAGGCCAGCGGGACGGUUUUAGAUUUCACUAGACUCUGUGUAUGUACAUUGGAUGUUUGUUCACUUUUUUAGGUCAAUGAAAAACUGGCCAAAAGUACAAUUUGGCUCAAUGUUUUGGGCACUAUUGGAACAACUGGACAGGUAAAAGAUAGAUUUGAAUAAUUUGGAUAUUGUUACCUUUGUUUUUACAUGGCCCGUUUUUAUGAAAUGAAAUACCUUUACCUCAGAUUCUUCAUGGUUUUAGUCCGUUUUAGUACCAACACUCACCUAGAACACACAAACAUGUUUCCUUUGUGUUGCAACAUGAUCCAAUAAAUGCCCAGCCUCUUAUCAGGCCACAGCCACACUGAUGCUGAAUUUUUGGGAAAAAAAUAGAAAAAUGUCUGCAAUUUUUUAUGCAUAUGAAAUGUUUUGUAGUAUUGCAGUAAUUGCAUUGUUUCUAAUACAAAAAAAAGUUGGUUCAGGAAAAACUAAGUCUUAUUACGCACACCCCGUGCUGCUCAUACCGUUCAUACGUCACCUAUAUUUAAUGUUUAAAUAUACUGUUUUGAAAUAAUUUAAUUUGAAAUGUACUAUAUCACACAGAUACAAGACGUAAAACAUUUGUGUUGUUCUAAAUAAAAUCAAAAAAAAAAUUUAA